Molecule: messenger RNA, 747 nt
Organism: Adineta ricciae
Lineage: Eukaryota; Metazoa; Rotifera; Eurotatoria; Adinetida; Adinetidae
Source: the annotation of a GenBank genome assembly
AUGGUGCGUCUGACACCCAUCUUACGAUGGAGUGAUUAUUUUCAUAUGCCAAAGAGAUUUGUUGAACGGAUGAAAUUCAAUGGAACUGUAAUUGAGGGAAAUAUGAAUGUUAUACCACAUAAAACAAUUAAGUAUAACAAUCCAUGGAUAUAUACGCAGGAUCCACCAUGGGCGGAUCUUGCGCGACGUAAUAAUGACCCAAGGCAAGGAACCCGACAUCCACAAUUGAUCGAACCUUUGAAGACGUGGGAUUUCUUUCGUGGAGAUUUGGUUGAAGUCAUGGUUGGAAAAGACAAAGGCAAACAGAGCAAUGUUAUUGCUUAUAUUCGUGAAAUGAAUGCGGUUUUUGUCGGUGGAUUAAAUCUAGAAAUUCAACGAGUGAGCGGCGGCGCAAUUGCAAGUUCUUCGAUUGCUGCCAAAGAAAAACCGUUAAUUGCUCCAUAUCAAGUAAAACUAAUCGAUCCUUAUGAUGGAAAACCGUGUACUAUCGAAUGGCGAUAUACAGCUGAAGGUGAACAUGUGCGUGUCUCUACUAGAUCCGGUCGUAUUAUUCCUAAGUCACCUGCCUGGGAAGAAACCAAUGACUAUGCCAAAAAGAAAACAUACAAACCCGGUCCUAAUGACACUGUCGAUGAUGACCUGAAAGCUGUUACAUUUGAACCGAAAUUGAUGACAGUUGCCGAAGAAUUAAUGCAAGUGAAUGGUAUUGUAGAAACGAAGAAGCGUGGUCCUGUGUAUAUCUAUUAG